AUGGAAAGCCACAGAGACCAGGCGGGGGGUCCGUCAAAAACAGAGGCAAAUCCUUCAAACCAAAAAAAAAGAUCAAACCAAGAGGCAGGACUUAUGAACCAGCGGCCAAAUCACCCAGACCAAGAAGGAAGACACGCAGAGCAAGAAGGAAGACACGCAGAGCAAGAAGGAAGACACGCAGAGCAAGAAGAACGCCAAAACCAGCAGGGCAGAAUCGCAGAUCUGCAACGACCAGAGUGGCACAAGGUCAGAAGGCACAAAGGAAGACUAAAAGGACUCGGGGGAAAUCUGCAAGAACCUGGACUUGGUCUUGAUCUAUUUCUCCGACAGCAAGACAACCACUAA
Messenger RNA from Xyrichtys novacula (pearly razorfish), 345 nucleotides. NCBI's taxonomy places the organism in Eukaryota, Metazoa, Chordata, Actinopteri, Labriformes, Labridae. The record is from the annotation of a GenBank genome assembly.